Messenger RNA from Adineta steineri, 294 nucleotides. The record is from the annotation of a GenBank genome assembly. NCBI's taxonomy places the organism in Eukaryota, Metazoa, Rotifera, Eurotatoria, Adinetida, Adinetidae.
AUGGAUUACGACGAAAUAGGCUUCGAUGAUACUGAUGACAAUGCACAAGAUACAUCCAUUUUAAUGGCAUGCUUGCAGGGUAUGAAACAAUUCAACAAGUGGACGACACGUGCAUUUUCGCGGCCAUUCUUCAUACUAGAAAAUGUUCUCGAUAAUAUUCAGAGAUUUAUUGCUCUUCAUUCCGUGUCUUAUUCAUUUUGUAUGUGUACUACUAUAACUGUAGCACUUUCUGCUACAGCUGUUGGUGUCGGAGUCGGUGUUGGAAAUGGUACUGUUUGUAGUAAUGGAAACUGA